This is a messenger RNA of Mycena indigotica, 975 nucleotides long. RefSeq lists its product as uncharacterized. The record is from RefSeq and is a predicted model, not a curated record. Bases 1 to 975 code for a protein of 324 amino acids. The transcript is spliced from 2 exons. NCBI's taxonomy places the organism in Eukaryota, Fungi, Basidiomycota, Agaricomycetes, Agaricales, Mycenaceae.
AUGACGACUCCUGGCGUCCCUGUCGACCUGUAUUCGUACUGCCUGCUCCUGCAGAGCGAAAUUACUCGCCUCACCGACCGUCUUGAGUAUGGUACGCCUGCUCCACCCCCUGCUCCCCCUUCCCCUGGUCCUACAUUCCACGGUGUCUGGGACGGCAGUCGCUGGGUUCUUCCAACAAUCCCGGCCCCUACCCCUGCCGUCAUCGCUGCGGCCCACACUUCCAUACCACUUGCUGAAACCUUCCCCCCUACUGCGCCCGACACUGUCACGCGCUUCUCUUGUACGCUUGUGGUGCCUGACUCGGCUGUCGGGCAUAUCGUGGGUCGUGGCGGCAAGGGUCUCCACCAAGCUCAUGACACUUCUGGUGCUCAGUUGCGCCAAAUUGGUGAAGCGCUUAUUGCGCUUGGGAAACGGUUCAUGCGUAAGCGUGUCCGUGCGAAGAAGCAACGUCAGCCACCGUCUGCUGAGGGACCUGCUCCCCCUCCUCCUGUCGCGCCUGUGCCUGCGUCCCACGCCACUAAGAUGGAUGUCGACCGUGCUCCGCACCGCUCGUCCACUGUGCCCCGUGGCCAGUCUCAGGUGCCCCGCGCCCCCACUGCCGCACGUCCUGCCGCUCAUCCGAGGGCUUCGACUGCCGCCCGGCGGGCCAGCUGGGCAUUCGCGACUGUCUUCUCCCCUCUUCCCGUCUACCCUACCCCCGUCAGCCCCGCCGCCGCCACUACCCAACCUAUACGGGCCGCGGCUUCCACUCUCCCUACUCCCCAGCCUAACCCUACUCCCUUCGCACCCUCGGUGGCUAUGGGAACUCCGUCGACGUUUACCCGAGUCUCGCAUACCCAAGGCGCCUCUCCCAUGCGGAUGGAUACCAGUGUGGCUUCCACUCCCAUGCAGAUUGACGCGGUAGCGCACGGUCGGCAGCGCAAUCGACAGACGGCCCAACGAGGGGCGUACCUGCGCAAUCAUCGCGUGUUAUAG